ACUCAGUUGCCAAUGGGAACCAAAAAUGCCCUCCCCUUCCUUCCUCGGCUCCGGGAUUGUGAGGCCUCGCUCCUGGGAAGCAGCCAGGGCAUAGGUCAGCGGCCGGGGGACAGGAAGACCCACCCUGCGGGGGACGGGCCCUGCGGUGUGGACAUCCAGAGUCCUGUCCGCCUUCCCAGGGGUGCUGCCAGUGCGAGCUUUGCCACCUCCUCCUCCCUGGCAGCUGCCGGUGGGAGUGGGGUGCCAGCGGGGCCCCUCUGCACAGGGAGAAGCUGCUUCAGGAAGACUGGGCUGGGGUCUCCAUCCUCCUGCGCACGGCCAGUGGUCCAGGGCAGCCCGGGGACCACAGAAUGCUGUCUUCCUGAGUCUGGGUCCAGCACGGUGACCCGGGAUCGCUGAGGGUCCACAAUGGCCGCAUCCUCCUUUGCCAGGUGCACCCACACCUGACCCGGAUCCCACGGCCCUCUGCCUUGGUGAUACUGUGAUGGGUGAAACCAUAAAUUACCUGCUCCUAAAUUCCCUGUGAAGCCCCCUGUCACUCUGUGGACUUGGGGACAGGCUCCGCGGACCUUGGUCCUUGCGUCACAGGCCUGGUCUGUGGUCCCAACCCAGUGCUCGUGAGGGAGAAGCAACUGAGCCCUCCUGGGGCCAGAGGUCCCGGUCACACCAUGGAAGCCACGGAUCAGGACAUAGAGGAGUGGAACGAAGUGUUCCAGGAGCUAAUUCAGGAGGUAAAACCGUGGCACACGUGGACGCUGGUGACAGACAAGGACCUUCUUCCCGAUGCCCCGCAGCAGGGCUGGUCGCAGUAUCAGCAGAAGACCUUCGCCAGGUUCCAGUGCUCCUCCUGCGCUCGCAGCUGGGCCUCCGCCCACGUCCAGGUCCUCUUCCACAUGCACUGGAACAGGAAGAAGCACAGGGGCCGCGUGAAGAUGCGGGUCUUCUCCCAGAGGUGCAGGAGGUGUGCACAGCCCAGAUUUGAGGCUGCGGAGUUCACUCUGGAGAACAUCAGGCGGACCCUGACGAACCUGGUGUUCCGCAUCCUGAGGAAGUGCUACAAGGAGGGCUUCGAGGCGAUGGAGGACAUGCCCACGGUCAAGGACACCAGCCUGGAGGGGCCGCACGACAGUCUCAACUGCGAGGCCUGUCUGCAGGGCUUCUGUGCCCAGAGUGGGCUGAGCCUGGCCCCGCAGCGAUCAGGGCUCCCCUCGCUGCCUAGCCCCUCCGAGGACACCAGGGCCACUGCUACCUGCAGCCACCGCCCCUGCUCCCCACCCCCCAAGGUGGACAAGCUCCUUGUGUCAGCAGUGGACUCUAAACUUCCCAAGGCUGACCCCAAAGUCAGCCACGCCUCAAAACCAUCAGCUGCUCCAAGAUAUCCAACCGAAGAGGUGUUGCCCACAUUAGCAGUGACCCCCAAAGUCUCUAAACUUCCCAAAGCUGACCCCAAGGUCAGCCACGCCUCAAAACCAUCAGCUGCUCUAAGAUAUCCAACCGAAGAGGUGUUGCCCACAUUAACAGUGACCCCCAAAGUCUCUAAACUUCCCAAAGCUGACCCCAAAGUCAGCCACGCCUCAAAACCAUUGGAUACUCUAAGAAUUUCAACCGAAGAGGUGUUGUCCACAUUAAUAGUGACCCCCAAAGUCUCUAACCCUCCCAAGGCCGACCCCAAAGUCAGCCACACCUCAAAACCAUCAGCUGCUCUAAGAUAUCCAACCGAAGAGGUGUCGCCCACAUUAACAGUGACCCCCAAAGUCUCUAAACUUCCCAAAGCUGACCCCAAAGUCAGCCAUGCCUCAAAACCAUUGGACACUCUAAGAAUUUCAACCGAAGAGGUGUUGCCCACAUUAAUAGUGACCCCCAAAGUCUCUAAACUUCCCAAAGCUGAUCCCAAAGUCAGCCACGCCUCAAAACCAUCAGCUGCUCCAAGAUAUCCAACCGAAGAGGUGUUGCCCACAUUAGCAGUGACCCCCAAAGUCUCUAAACUUCCCAAAGCUGACCCCAAAGUCAGCCACGGCUCAAAACCAUUGGAUACUCUAAGAAUUUCAACCGAAGAGGUGUUGUCCACAUUAAUAGUGACCCCCAAAGUCUCUUACCCUCCCAAGGCCGACCCCAAAGUCAGCCACGCCUCAAAACCAUCAGCUGCUCCAAGAUAUCCAACCGAAGAGGUGUCGCCCACAUUAACAGUAACCCCCAAAGUCCCUAACCCUCUCAGGGCCGACCCCAAGGUGCGCGACUGGCUGGCCAUUCACAUGCCUUCUCCCACAGACAGCAGAACAGCAGUGGACACAGCCGUUGGGAACCCCAGGGUGAUGUCAAGAGAGCCUUCACCUGCACUGCCCCUGCCUGCUAAUUCCAGAUGGGACAGAGGCCUCUCCUCUUCGAACCAGACCAGGCCCCCCAUUUGCCAGGCGAACACCAGGGUCCCGACGCCCCCACUCCCUGAGUCUUGCGAUUGCAGCCCCCUGCAGAGCUGCACCCCAGUGCAUCUGUGCCUGCGCUGCCCUUGCUGUCUGCUUCUAGUCCUCAUCAUUGGCGUGGUGCUGUGGUACUGGCUCCCCUAGGAGCCUUGAAGCAGGACACCAAGGUGGGAGUCCCAUGCUAUAGCCAGAGACCUUUCCUGGAUAGGAAAGGUCCCGAAAAUCCACAGACCGGAAAUGGGUCCUGAGGCCAGGGAGCUGGAAACCAGCUGCCUGAUCUGUAGUGGGGUCUCGGGAAGGAGACAGCGGUGGCAGCAGCAAAACAGCCAUUGAAAUGCUCAUUUUUAAGUUGUGGUGACUUUCACCUCAGUUAAAAGAAAAACUCCUGCAGUUUUGUUCAUUCUUUUUCAUUUUUUUUGGUACCGAGGAUUGAA
Messenger RNA from Fukomys damarensis (Damara mole-rat), 2854 nucleotides. It is a transcript of the gene Rtp3, whose product is annotated as receptor transporter protein 3. Gene Ontology annotation, cellular component: cytoplasm. Lineage: Eukaryota; Metazoa; Chordata; Mammalia; Rodentia; Bathyergidae. Gene Ontology annotation, biological process: protein insertion into membrane; detection of chemical stimulus involved in sensory perception of bitter taste; protein targeting to membrane. The coding region runs from base 669 to 2564 and encodes 631 amino acids. The transcript has 2 exons. Gene Ontology annotation, molecular function: olfactory receptor binding. The record is from RefSeq and is a predicted model, not a curated record.